CCCGGCUAAAACUGAUGUUUUUGCUAGUUUAUCGAUGAUGUAAUCGGCGCAUAAAUUGUUUACCCGCGAAAACUCAAUUUUGCCAUCACAACUAGUCGCCGGCAUGUCGACUAGCUCGACCAGCGACGUACCGGCAAGUUCCGAUGAAGGAUUCCGGCCUCCGAAAUCGGCCAUGGUUUCAGGCGAUCCUAGCGAUUUUUCUUCUUCUUCCUCCUCUUCCAUUUCAGGUGUGACUCAGGCCUUCCAUUUCUCCUCUGGAAACCCAAGAAUCGAGGAGAUCAGAGGGGUCGUACAUCUAUUCCGAGAUGAAGUUUUCUCGUCUUCCUCGACCUCGCCUUCUAGUCUCCAUGUCGAGAGGAAGCCUCUUGUUUGUGUUCUUGGAGUGCCAAAUCAUAUGACUUAUGCUGACUUUUGCCAGUUUUGUGGUUCAUUCAUUCAAGAAAUUUUGGAGAUGCGAGUUGUCAGAGGCGAUGGGAUGGAGGACAGAUACAGUAUACUAAUCAGAUUUCGCAGUCAAGAUUCAGCAGAUAACUUCUACAAGCAUUUAAACGAGAGGCGAUACUCAUCACUGGAGGCAGAAGUUUGUCGUGUGCUUUUCAUGGUUGAUGUUCAAUACACAGCCUCAAUUGAACAUGCUCAAGCAUCUCCUGUAAGUUCAACUGAGCAGCCAACAUGUCCGGUCUGCCUGGAUAGAUUGGACCAAGAUACAAGUGGAAUUCUCACCACUAUCUGCAAUCAUUCCUUCCAUUGUUCAUGUAUUUCAAAAUGGACUGAUUCCUCUUGUCCGGUGUGUAGAUAUUGUCAGCAGCAGCCUGAGAAAUCAGUAUGUUUUGUUUGCCAGACUUCUGAAAACCUGUGGAUUUGUGUCAUCUGUGGCUUUGUUGGCUGUGGCAAGUAUAAAGAAGGGCAUGCUAUAGUACAUUGGAAAGAUACGCAGCACUGUUAUUCUCUUGAAUUAGAAACUCAACGUGUAUGGGAUUAUGCGGGAGAUAAUUAUGUCCAUCGAUUGAUCCAAUCCAAAACGGAUGGGAAACUGGUUGAGUUGAAUUCAUAUUGUGCUCAUGCAAAUGAUGGGUGCAUGAGUUGCGGUGGUGAAGAUGCUGCAACUAGUGAGGCUCUUUUGAACAGUAGAGUUGAACUUAUUGUCAACGAGUACAAUGAACUGCUUACCAGUCAACUUGAGAACCAAAAACUAUAUUUUGAGUCACUGCUACAAGAAGUCAAAGAAGAUACUGAAAGAGAAAAAUCUAUAGCUGUUGAGAAGGCCAUCAAUCAAAAACUGCAGAAGCUGCAGGCUAAGCUGGAUAGGUGCAUCAAGGAAAAAAAAUUUCUAGAUGAUCUGAAUGAGAAUCUCUUGAAAAACCAGGAGAUAUGGAAGACAAAGAUCGUUGAAAUGGAAGAAAGGGAAAAAAAGACUUUAGAAGCAAAGGACAACAAAAUACAGGAUUUAGAAGGGCAGCUUGGAGAACUUAUGACAUACCUCGAAACUGGUCAGCAGCAGAUGGAGCAACUAUCAGUAUCAAGUGAGGCAAGUGAUGCCAGUCUUCUUCAAGUAUCAGCAGCAGAGCCAUCUACUAAGAACAAUGGCAAAGGAAGCUCCAAGUCCAACAACAAGAGAAGAAGCUAAACUCGACGCCGACGAUUCCAACUCUAUACUUUUUCGUGGUAGCUUGUAAAUAAACACUCCCAGAUGAACUUGUCAACAGUAUUCAAUGUUAGCAAUUAAGGCCCUUGUAAGUAAAGUGAGAAAUACUUUUGCAGCAAUAAAAGGUCUAGUUACUUGUAUUGUGC
Molecule: messenger RNA, 1791 nt
Organism: Momordica charantia (bitter melon)
Lineage: Eukaryota; Viridiplantae; Streptophyta; Magnoliopsida; Cucurbitales; Cucurbitaceae
Gene: BRIZ2
Product: zinc finger (C3HC4-type RING finger) family protein
Biological process (GO): Ras protein signal transduction; protein ubiquitination
Cellular component (GO): cytoplasm
Molecular function (GO): ubiquitin protein ligase activity; zinc ion binding
Source: RefSeq, a predicted model, not a curated record